AUGUUGCGGAGGUGGACGAUCGCCAUUCUCCUUCUUGCUGGGAUAUCUAUCGUCGUGGAAGCUCAGCUAGGCACCAUUCAAACCAAUGUGCCAUGGCGUGCUGGUCAUGUUGCUGUGUACCUCGAUCCAUACGUGAUCUUGUAUGGUGGAUCUGAAGACACGUCUGAAAGCUAUGGCGGCACUGUGCACGGUUCAAACAGCCUUUGGGUGUGGGAUUCUCGUAACGGAUCAUGGUACAAUGCGCAAUCGACGGUGCAAUCGGGCGUGAAUAUGUUGCCACAGGUGUACUUUGGAGCGACGACACUGCCAAGUUCAGGGCAAAUGAUUGUAGUGGGUGGCAAUACCACAGGUGGCGGUACAUCGGGCAUGCUUCAGAAACUGGAUAUCAAUAAUUGGAGUUGGAGCUUCCCAUCAUCCAACACAGCAUCACCCACACGUGCAGCUCAAUUUGCUAUCACCACUGUCAAUAACACAAUCUACACUUAUGGCGGUUCAGCUGUCGAUACCAAUGGCUUUGUUCAAUCCAAUGCUGUCCUCAACGACCUUUACAUGUUGGAUGCGAAUUCAUUUGGAUGGACAUCCGGUUCCAAUGGUGCAGCAAUCACGGGUCAUUCCACUUGUUACAUCAAGUCAUGUAACUGCCUCGUUGUGUUUGGUGGAACAUCCACGGGAAAUGGAGCAGAUGCCAAUGCAAAUGUGAUCGUGUACGACUUGACAAAAAGAGCUUGGAAUUUGCAAGUAGCAGUGGGUGGUGGAUCGAGUGGCCCUCCUGGUGGUCGUGUAUUGCAUACCGCCAAUUGCAUGGAUGACAAGAUGAUCGUUUAUGGUGGUGGUUCACCAAGUCCUUCUGAUUCAGACGUUUGGGUAUUGGAUGCAUCAAGUUAUCCCACACUCACAUGGGAGCGUAAGCAAAUGGAAAAUAUCGGCCAGGGCCCAAGUGCUCGAAUGGGUCACACAACCGUCUUGGAUAAGGCAAAUCAGAAGCUGUAUAUUUUUGGUGGAUGGGGAGCUACUGCUACAAGCGACACCCACAUGUACAUCUUGGAUGCUGUUAAAUGGAGCUGGUCCAAGAUACCUACAGCAGGCUUCUCCUCCUCAGGCGAUUCCUCUGGCAACGGUGAUGGCAAUGGUGAUGGUGAUGGUGGUGGCAGCAAAACAGGUGCCAUUGUUGGUGGCGUAGUUGGUGGUGUUGUUGGAGCAGCACUUAUUGCAGCACUACUCUUUUUGUUAUGGAGACGGCGUCGUAAGCAACAACAAAAGAAUGCAACCAAAGAUGACAUGUCCGAAAAGAGUGGAAACGAGUAUUAUGCGGGACAACAUCCUGAUUAUUGGUAUUACGAUGGCGGUGAUGAUCAGCAAUCUGAUACGGCCAACGGCACUCCCAAUCGCAAACGUGUAUCCAAAGCAAUGACAGCUAUGACCAAUUCGCUUAGCUUUCGCGAUUCUUAUGGUGUCCGAUCAGAACUUGGUGAUACUGAAAGGGUCGUGACAGGCGUAUUAGAGGAGUUGCCAUCACCUAUGGUGACCGAUUCAGGCAGCGAGAUGGCUACUUAUUCGAAUGGCACGCGCAGCUAUCGUGAUUCGGCACACAACAGCAAAGCCUUAUUGCUACCCACUUCGCCUUCAGAUGUACAUUUACGUAGCUGUGGCAAUCAAGUACCCAAUGAAGUACUAUCACAAAAGCCCAACGAGUUUUCCAUUCCUGCAUCACGCUUUGCUGUACAACACGACAAUGGUAGUGGACAAACGGCUACAACGACCAUUCCAAUCGAGCAUUACAGCCCACAGAGCCCUACGUCAAUCACUGCAAGUGCUGGUGCACCUCUUAGCAGUAGCAUGGAUGUGCUUCAAAGUGUGCGAUCUGGCUAUGGUAGUAGCAUGCUAAGCCCAACUGAACAAGCAAUGCGUUCACGUGAUGGUAUCACCGUAACACAUGCAACACACAACGCCGAUAAUCCUGCAAUCAAACGCACGAGCCAUGAUGAAGACAACACCACGUAUACCGAAUCCAUCUCAUAUCAAGCUCAAGGUUCUAUGGGCCCCAUACGUUACAUUCCACCAUCCAGUCAACAAUUCAGCUUGGCAACGACAACAUCGGCCUCUGCAAGUGGUGCUACCAAUGAUGCUCGUCGUGGAUCCAAUGCAGCUAUUCCACUCACUCAUCACCAGUAUCCAUCCUCUAAUAUGAGCAGUGUACCAAUGGCACGUCCAAUCACUCCAGACCAUGACAACGACAACAACAAUACAACACAUCGCAUCUCCAUGCAUCGCUUCCAACAAGACACAAGCAAUAGCAAUAGCAACAACAACAAUGAAAAUAUUUAUGAGACUGUGAGUCCAUUGGAAAUGCUCGCUGCUCUUGGACGUGUGAAUGAAGAAGAAUCUGGCAGCCAAAGUGCAGUUGACUCGAAUGAGAUUCAAUCCUCUGGUUCGGUUGCUACGCCAGCGCAAAGUUCAUUAGGAAAUGCCACCGAUAGCACCAGUCGUGAGCAUAUGGUUGAGGCCACCACCAAGAGAGAUCUUUCGUCACGACAUCGUCCUGAAUCUAUGGAAGAUGCAUUUUCAGCUUUGGCACCACUCACAAGCAUGCUGCCUCGACGAUAUCAACUUGAUCAAACAACGACACCUAUCAUUGGCCCCAUGAAUAGCAUCCUGUUCAUCAACAAAAUCAACAACAGCAACAGCCAAUCCCCUGCAACAACAACGAACAAAGUGGCCAUCAAAUCAUUUGGUCGACGUGAAGCUUGGGAAAGAGAAUGUCGCACAUUGAUCAAGCUCAAGUCACCCCACGUAGUGGAAUUGCUUGAAGUUCUUACCAUUCAAGACGAGAGCCGUACACCUCUUCCUCGACGACGACAAAGUAUAUCAUCAUCCACAUCACAGCCAUCUUCGAUACAGCAACCUGCUGCUGCUGCUGCUGCUACCAGUAGUAGUCAAGAUGAUGAUGAUGACGAGGAUCAAGUCAAGUAUGUCACAGUCCUUGAACGUCUGGAUGAGACAUUAGGAUCAGCUAUUCGACGUGCAAGAUCAGAAAAACAUGCGUGGACAACACAACAAACCCGUGCCAUUGCUCGUAAUGUAAUUGAAUGUCUUGCAUGGUGUCAUUCACGAGGAAUCGCCUUUUGUGAUCUCAAGCCGAGUAACAUUAUGCGACGUAGUGCAGACGCAUCUUGGAAGUUGAUUGAUUUUGAAGCAAGUCGAACCAUUGGUGAGGAAUGUGUGGGUGUGAUUACGCCACGCUAUUGCCCACCCGAGGUCGCACGUGCGACAACAUACGGUCUCGAAGGUGCCAACGGUGUCGUAGCUACGCCGAGUGUGGAUUUAUGGGCACUGGGUUGUGUCAUUUACGAGUUGGAGACAAAGCACGCAUUGUUUGCAGGCAACAUCAAAGAUGAAACCAUCCUUCAUUUUAUAUCUCAUCCAUCACCUUCCACGCCUAUUCUCAACAAUGGUCUACGUUGGAACGAACACAAAGAACUCUACAUCCCUAAUCUCGAACGCAAAAUCCCUGAUACUCGUACACGUCAAUUGAUCAAAAUGCUACUCAGUCGUGAGCCAUCCAAGCGUGGCAGUGCAUCCACUUUACUGGAUCAUCCAUAUUUCGAAGAACAACAAUAA
Molecule: messenger RNA, 3618 nt
Organism: Lichtheimia ornata
Lineage: Eukaryota; Fungi; Mucoromycota; Mucoromycetes; Mucorales; Lichtheimiaceae
Exons: 7
Coding region: 1-3618 (1205 amino acids)
Biological process (GO): protein phosphorylation
Molecular function (GO): protein binding; protein kinase activity; ATP binding
Source: RefSeq, a predicted model, not a curated record